AGAAACACUGAAUUCUGGUGAAAUCCAUAAGGGCAACGUCAAUAAUAAAAAUUAAUUAUAAUAUGAGAUCUAUGAAAGAUAACCUUUAUAAAUUCAUUAGAAAAAGAGCGGUGACCUUUCGCUGUGUUUCCACAAGCGUCGAGAAGAAGUGGCAAAGUGUUGUCGGAUUAGAAGUUCAUGCACAACUAAAUACUAAAUCAAAACUGUUCUCCGGUGCACAAAAUACAUUCGGUGGUGUUGUGAACAAUUGUGUAUCGUUAUUCGACGCUGCUAUACCAGGAACUUUACCUGUACUAAAUAGAAAAUGCGUCGAAUUCGGUAUAAUGACCGCGUUAGCGUUGUCUUGUAAGAUUAAUGAAGUGUCAACUUUUGAUAGAAAACAUUAUUUUUAUGCCGAUUUACCUGCGGGAUAUCAAAUAACACAGCAAAGAGCGCCCUUAGCCAGUGACGGCAUUAUUAACUUUCAGGUAUAUACACCUGGUAUCCACAAAAAGCCUUAUAAAAAGAGUUCAAAGAUAAAACAAAUUCAAUUGGAGCAAGACAGCGGCAAGUCUCUGCACGAUGAAGAGCUUAAGCGUAGCCUUGUGGAUCUUAAUAGAGCAGGUGCCCCGCUUAUUGAGUUGGUCUUUGAACCAGACUUGGAAGACGGGGAGGAAGCAGCGGCGCUGGUGAAGGAGCUAUUGUUGGUAGUGCAGAGAUUAGGCACUUGUUCUGGUCGCAUGGAAGAGGGUGCUCUCCGUGUUGACGCUAAUGUGUCAUUGCGUCGCCCUGGAGCGCCUUUGGCAACAAGGACUGAGAUAAAGAAUAUUGGGUCAGUGAGAGGCGUCGCCGGAGCAAUUCGAUACGAAAUCGAUCGUCAACGUAAAAUCCUUGAGACCGGUGGUUGUAUCAUAAACGAGACAAGAUCAUGGGAUGCUGCCAACAGGGUCACUAUUGCCAUGCGAGACAAGGAGGUUGUCCAAGAUUACAGAUAUAUGCCAGAACCAAAUUUACCACCUUUGAGAGUCAAUCUCAAAACAAGAGAAGACAGCCGUGAUGUUCUUAGCGUACCACUUAUACAAGAACGAAUACCAGAAUUACCAGAAGAGACCAGGAGAAAUCUCAUCGAAAAAUCCCAUCUAAGACCGGAAACUGCAGUACAACUUGUUAAUGAACCUCUGUUAUUAGAAUACUUUAAAGCUUUAACUGAAAAUAAUGCAAGAAAUCCAAUCAAAGUGGCAAAUUUAUUGAUAAAUGAUCUAUUAACUGUUCUCAAUAAAAAUAAAGUUGACCUAGAAGAUUGUAACAUUACUAACAAGCAAAUGAUUGAAUUAGUGGAUUUAGUUUUAUCGAAAGACAUCAAUCUAGAAGUUUGCCGUAAUAUAUUGAAUGAAUUAGUUAGAUCUACUGAUGAAAAAAUGUCAGUUGUAUCGCUGAUAAAGCAAAGAGCUUGGUCUUUAGUGACAGAUGCUGAAAAAAUAAGUAAAAUGUGUAAAGAAGUUGUAGAUGAAAAUCCAAAAAUGGUUAAACAAUAUAAGGAUGGAAAAACGAAGGUGUUGAAAGCGUUAUUGGGAAUAUUUGCGAAAAAUUCUCGAAGUAAAUACGAUAUGUCUUUAGUGUCAAAGAUAAUGGAAGAUUUACUUAAAAAGUGAUAUAUUUUAGUAUUUUAAUAAGAUGUUAUUUUUUAUUUAAUAAUAAAGUGUAGAGAAAUUAGUUUGUGUUUUUGAUUAUAUAGUAA
Molecule: messenger RNA, 1717 nt
Organism: Diatraea saccharalis (sugarcane borer)
Lineage: Eukaryota; Metazoa; Arthropoda; Insecta; Lepidoptera; Crambidae
Source: the annotation of a GenBank genome assembly